Stegastes partitus (bicolor damselfish) is the source of this 1764-nucleotide messenger RNA. RefSeq names its product epiphycan-like. Gene Ontology annotation, cellular component: extracellular matrix. Gene Ontology annotation, biological process: articular cartilage development; bone development. Bases 1 to 1764 code for a protein of 587 amino acids. The transcript has 10 exons. Gene Ontology annotation, molecular function: protein binding. The record is from RefSeq and is a predicted model, not a curated record. Lineage: Eukaryota; Metazoa; Chordata; Actinopteri; Pomacentridae.
AUGCUUGUGCGGCUCGUGUUUGGACUUUUCGUCCUCAGAGCGGCAGUGGCCAGCCCCAGAUUUUCCCGACAAGUGGACUUGGACACGUACGACAGCGCUAACUAUGACGUGGAUCUAGACAAUAUCAAUUUGGAGAAUCAGGAUACCUACGACUAUGAAGAUGGGCUGACAAUUGAUGAUCCUCAGAUAGAGAUUGGAACACUGGCCCCACCUGACUACAACUACCCUGUACCUGAGGACUCGUUGGAAGCAGAAAAAGAAGUGGAGGAGGAAGAGGAGGAGGAGUUGCCCCUAAAACCCCAGCUUGUCCCUCAGGGUUCAGGGGGAUCUGGGGUUCUCAUGGGUCCAGACACACAGAAAGAGGUGGAGCUGCGUCUGACGCCCAUUGAUAUUCUUCAUGUCUCCGGAGAUUUUGGGGGCUCCGUAGGGUCUGGGGCCUCAGGAGCUUCUGGGGCUUCUGGGUCUGGAGGGUCAGGAGACACACUGGUCUCCAGCGCCUCUGGGGGUUCUGGUGACAUUAUCUUCAUCUCCGGAGCCUCGGAGGAGCUCCACAGCUCUGGAGGAUCCGGGGAGUUCUUGUUAUCUGGGGAUCUUUUGAUAUCUGGGGAUCUCUCGGGAUCUGGAGAUACCAUGGGAUCUGCAACUUCUGGAGCCUCUGGUGACUUUGCCUCCGGAGGCUCUGGGAUUUCCAUUGAACUCCCCCUGGGCUCUGGAGGGUCUGGGGACCAGUCUGGUUCUGGGUUCUCCGGAGAUCUUUUGAUCUCAGGGGCUUCGGGAAGUUCUGGGGUUUCUGGGGACUCUGAGUCCGGAGACUCAGGGAUAAUAUUGUUGUCUGGAGAGGAGGAGCUGCCCCUCAUUCCCGACACUAUCCCCCACGAGGCAUCGGGUGCUUCUGGGGAGUUCUCAGGAGCUUCAGGGGUCUCCGGAGCCUCUGGGGCUUCUGGUGUCUCUGGCUCUGGAGACACUGAGGUCCCUGAUGUGACUCUGGUCCCUGACACUAAAGAGGAGGGGCUGCUUCCGACUACACCAGAAACCCCUCAGGAGGGUGCUGGCACUGUAGAAGGGUCAGUGAGCUCUGGAUUGCCAGAGCCUGAAGAGCCAGAAGAGCCUGAAGAGCCUGUGAUUGACAGACGAGGAAUGCCCACUUGCUUGUUGUGCACCUGCCUUGGUGGCUCAGUCUACUGUGAUGACUUGAAGUUGGAUAGUGUUCCACCUCUACCCAAAGACACCACUCACUUCUAUGCCCGCUACAACAGAAUCACCAAGAUCAACAAGUCCGACUUUGCCUCCAUGAACAAGCUGAAGAGGAUCGACUUAACUGCAAACGAGAUAAAGUCCAUUGAUGAAAAGGCAUUUUUGGGUCUGCCUAACCUGGAGGAGCUGGUGAUCCGAGAAAAUUACGUCUCCCAGCUGCCGGGUCUCCCAGAGACCAUGACCCUCAUUGAUGCCAGCCACAACAACAUUGGCACAAAGGGAAUUCAUUCAGAGGCGUUCAAAGAUAUGACUGCCCUGCUGUACCUGUACCUCACAGACAACCACAUUGACUACAUCCCAGUGCCUCUACCAGACAGCCUGCGAUCUCUACACCUACAGCGUAACAAUAUUCAGAUGAUGCAUGAGGACACGUUCUGCAACCUGAAAGAUUUCAACUACAUCAGGAACGCACUGGAGGACAUCCGUCUGGACGGCAACCCCAUCAACCUCAGCAGGACCCCACAGGCUUACGUCUGCCUGCCUCGUAUACCCAUCGGGGAUCUCAUUUAA